This is a messenger RNA of Tupaia belangeri chinensis (Chinese tree shrew), 5345 nucleotides long. RefSeq names its product solute carrier family 24 member 4 (gene SLC24A4). Gene Ontology annotation, cellular component: plasma membrane. Gene Ontology annotation, biological process: intracellular calcium ion homeostasis; sensory perception of smell; calcium ion transmembrane transport. Gene Ontology annotation, molecular function: calcium, potassium:sodium antiporter activity; calcium channel activity. The record is from RefSeq and is a predicted model, not a curated record. The coding region runs from base 70 to 1938 and encodes 622 amino acids. The transcript is spliced from 17 exons. NCBI's taxonomy places the organism in Eukaryota, Metazoa, Chordata, Mammalia, Scandentia, Tupaiidae.
CUGACCAGAGAAAGGCUCCCCGUCCGUGCUCCCCAUCCUCUCCCAGGGACGGCACCCAGGCGCUCGGAGAUGGCGCUCCGCGGGACCCUCCGGCCGCGCAAAGUUCGCAGGAGGCGAGAGUUGCUGCCGCAGCAAGUCGGCUUCGUGUGCGCGGUGCUGGCCCUGGUGUGCUGUGCGUCCGGCCUCUUUGGCAGUUGGGGGCACAAAACAGCUUCUGCCAGCAAGCGUGUUCUGCCAGACACUUGGAAGAAUAGGAAGUUGAUGGCCCCAGUGAACGGGACUCACACAGCUAAGAACUGCACCGAUCCUGCGAUUCACGAGUUCCCCACAGACCUGUUCUCCAAUAAGGAGCGACAGCAUGGAGCCAUCCUGCUGCACAUCCUCGGUGCUCUGUACAUGUUCUACGCCUUGGCCAUAGUGUGCGAUGACUUCUUCGUCCCGUCUCUAGAGAAGAUCUGCGAGAAACUCCAUCUGAGCGAAGAUGUGGCAGGAGCCACCUUCAUGGCUGCAGGAAGCUCGACACCCGAGCUGUUUGCUUCUGUGAUUGGCGUGUUCAUCACCCAUGGAGAUGUCGGGGUGGGGACCAUCGUGGGCUCAGCUGUGUUCAACAUUCUGUGCAUAAUUGGAGUGUGUGGAUUGUUCGCGGGACAGGUGGUCCGGCUGACGUGGUGGGCUGUGUGCCGAGACUCCGUGUACUACACCCUCUCUGUCAUCGUGCUCAUCGCGUUCAUCUAUGAUGAAAAAAUUGUGUGGUGGGAAGGCCUGGUGCUCAUCAUCCUCUAUGUGUUUUAUAUUCUGAUUAUGAAGUACAAUGUGAAGAUGCAGGCCUUCUUCACCAUCAAACAAAAGAGCAUCGCGAACGGCAACCCGGUCAGCAGCGAGCUGGAGGCUGGUAAUGAUUUCUGUGACGGUAGCUAUGAUGACCCGUCCGUGCCAUUGCUGGGGCGAGUGAAGGACAAGCCCCAGUACAGCAAAAACCCAGUGCUGAUGGUGGACGAGAUCAUGAGCUCCAGCCCUCCCAAGUUCAGCUUCCCCGAAGCAGGCUUACGCAUAAUGAUCACCAACAAGUUUGGGCCCAGGACCCGACUACGGAUGGCCAGCAGGAUCAUAAUUAACGAGCGACAGAGGCUGAUCAACUCAGCCAACAGCGUAAGCAACAAACCACUCCAGAACGGGAGGCACGAGAACAUCGAGAAUGGGAACGUGCCUGUGGAAAACCCUGAAGACCCUCAGCAGGAUCAGGAGCAGCAGCCGCCACCACAGCCACCACCCCCGGAGCCAGAGCCAGUAGAGGCUGCCUUCCUGUCCCCAUUCUCCAUGCCCGAGACGAAAGGGGACAAAGCCAAGUGGGUGUUCACUUGGCCGCUCAUCUUCCUCCUGUGCAUCACCAUCCCCAACUGCAGCAAGCCCCGCUGGGAGAAGUUCUUCAUGGUCAGCUUCAUCACGGCUACGCUGUGGAUUGCCGUGUUCUCCUACAUCAUGGUGUGGCUGGUGACUAUCAUCGGAUACACAUUCGGGAUCCCCGAUGUCAUCAUGGGCAUUACUUUCCUGGCCGCAGGGACGAGCGUUCCAGACUGCAUGGCCAGCUUAAUUGUGGCGAGACAAGGCCUGGGCGACAUGGCGGUCUCUAAUACCAUAGGAAGCAACGUGUUUGACAUCCUGGUUGGACUCGGCAUCCCCUGGGGCCUGCAGACCAUGGUUAUUAACUACGGGUCCACGGUGAAGAUCAACAGCCGCGGUCUGGUGUAUUCCGUGGUGCUGUUGCUGGGCUCCGUCGCGCUCACCGUCAUCGGCAUCCAUCUGAACAAAUGGCAGCUGGACCGGAAGCUGGGCAUCUACGUACUGGUUCUCUACGCCAUCUUCCUGUGCUUCUCCAUAAUGAUAGAGUUUAACGUCUUCACCUUCGUCAAUCUGCCCAUGUGCCGGGAAGACGAUUAAAGCUGAACUGCUGCCCCCGGGAGCCGUCCUGGCACCCCAGGACGCUGGCGUCCUCCUCUCUCUCCUCCCCCACCACAGGUCUCUCCUGCGUCGGCAGCCACCGUCUGCUCUUUCACACGCUGGACAGGAGAGCCGACGUGGGCUCUGUCUGGUCUCAGGCCAGGCUGCGGGGCGUCCUUCUCGUCCUCGCAGCUCUACCCUCCAAGGCAGGAUUCAGGGACCCUUCUGUGAGCAGCACCACGGCCUGCUGAGCUGCCAGCCACAGGGAUGUGUCGCGUGUCUCACCUCUCUCCUGCACACUUUAGUCUAAGGGACUUGCGUGUGCAAUCUGUCUUUUGGUUACACGGGCAGCCUCAGAAAUGAGGCGGCUGGUGAGCCUGAGGUCUUCCGGGGCAAGUGCAAACUAGAGACGUGUUCUGCGGUGUCACCUCCAGGCCGGAGGAGUGGCUUCUUAGGCAGCACAUGCUACCAAGAGCCUCGAGUUCUGGGGAAGUGCUCAUGGUUCAGAGGGGACCGGGCCUCAACCUGAUGGGGCUUGAGACCGUGAUGGUAAACAUUGCACCCCUCUUUCUGGAAAAAAAUGGGAAGAAUGGAAACAUUUUCUCCCAGCAGGAGAGAGAAAAUGAGCAAAUAUGCUUCUCACUUUUAUUGAUGCAUUCAGAGAAUGAGCAAUGGAAUUUGACAAAUAAAACAUCACAUGGUCAUCGUACUUGAAAAUUUCAUUCCACACAAAAGGAUCGGAUCAAGGACCACAAAGGUAAUGCUUAUGAAAAACGGAUCCGAUGCGUAUCGUGAUGUUUGGUUUGGAACCUAGAAAGAGGUGGGAGACUAACACCAAAACGGGUGCUAACUCAGAGACACAGUGGAGGUCAUGGUUUACAGCAGAACAUUCCAGACCUUCUCUGUGACCCCAUGUCCUGUCCGUUUGGGUUUGUCAUUUCUUCGUUGAUGCUCUAGUUUCAAAACCAUCCUGUUGAAAGACCUGAUUGUUGAUAUGCCCACCAAAUUUCAUAACCUGCCGAGUCACAACGAGCGUAUGCCAGAAAUAAUGGUGAAUGACACAAAGGUUCUGAAAAGCAGUGUGCUGCUUUCUGGUCUCUGAAGACACAUGAAAACUUUAACUUAGAAUGUGUAGAGCUAAGUUUCUUGAACACAUAUUUCUAGCUGAACACAUAAAAAGGCCAAGGAUGGAAGGCGGAUUUCAAAAGUAGGUAGGAAACUCUAAAACCAUGUUUGACUGCUUCACAGCUCUAAAGUAUGUACGAAAAAGAUUUAUGAACAGAGAGCAGUCAUGGUUUCGAAAGAGAAAGCACAAUUAAUUUUAUAUAGAGGUGUUUUUAUUUUUUUAACGUUUCUAUUGCAAGAGUCUAUCAGAUGUGAUGCACUUUUAAUAUCGGGAUAUUUUGCAAGGAAGAAUGUAGGGAAUGGACCAUGGUGACCCGAGAAGGGAGGCUUUUAGCCAUUCACCGGAAAUCAGUCGUUUGAAACUUGGUGUUGAGUUUAAGUCCAGUAGCUAAUCUCCUCCUGAUCGAGAUCGUGACUCACGCUGGAAUUUGUGACUGUGCUCUUUAAGGCCUCCUGAAUUUCGAAAGGAGGAAGCGUUCAAGCUUGUGUCCCUUCCGUUGGCUUUAGCGUGGGCCUGCAGCCAGCCUCCCAUGGCCAGGCUUCUGUUCUGGACUCACAUCAGUAUUAGCUACUCCGGUUACCGAGUUAAGGUUCUCCUUUUGCUUCUCUAUUUAGACAUUGGGUUCCUUGGGUUUCAAGCAGAGGAACAAGUGGGAUUUUUCCUAAUAAAGUUGCUCAGGGGGAGGCCGAGGACCCUGUAGGUCCGUUGGUAUAAACUUUAGCCUCAUGGGUGCCCUAAUAGCUUCGUUCACCUGGUCCCUCCUGUGUCGUAGACUCACCCAGCUCCUAAAGUGCUCUGUCUGUUUUGAAUCUCCACACUGCCCUGUGGUGUAAGUAGGGAUUGUUCUUUCCAUUGAACAGAAAAUUUAGCCUUGGGGAGGUCAAGAGACAGUCCAGUGGCCAGUUAGAAGCCAAACUGGGGCUGAGGGCCAGCCCAUCAGCCCUCGCCAGCUCAGCCUGCCGUGUGGGUCGGCCCUCCUGGGGGAAGGGGUGCUAGUGAUCGGUUCUUAUUAAGUCAAACCUCAUCGAUACUCGAUUAACGCCGGGUUCCCCAGAUGAUAUCCUCAUCUCCGUCCCUAGCCAAUGUCCCUCUUUUGUCCUGGAAAAGACCAAAAGCUAUCUUUGGCUAUGGCAAGGCUCAGAUCACAUGGCCCCUGUUGGUUUUUCAUUUUCCGGACCCUUAUGUAGCUUUAAGGGAGCAUAUCUUAAUUACCCUCCUCUCCCUCGGAAGAAUCCAUUUGAGAUGAUCAAGUACUGCAGUUGCAGCCAAAGACUAAACAAUCAUAUCUUUCGAUAUGUAGUGCAAUCCUCGGGAUUGAGUUUUCUUUUGACUGUAAUGUGCCAAUGUAACGUCCGUAAAGGAUCUAUGCAUUUAUUCUAUCUAGGAAACUACAUGUACACUGUAGGUGAAAAAUGCUCUUUUCUAGCUAAAUAUUCUUCCAUCCCAAGUCUAGAGAAUAGCUUGAUUGAUUGGGCCUUCAUUUUAAAAUUCUGCUGCCAUCCCUACACAGGAUUACUUUUUAUAUUUUAUUCCCACAGCUAAUUAACAUGGGGUAAUUACUCUGCUACAAACAUAGGCGAUUACAAAAAUUAAUUUAGCUCUUCUCACUAGGGGCAGGAAGUAAAGAAUAUCAUUGCACUCAGAUGGAAAAAUGUCUGUGGGAGCAGGAGCAGGUGGUUCCUGUCAAGGUGGUUUGGAAUUUGCUCUGACCAGCUCAAGCCUGGUUAGGGUCAGACCUGGUUGGGGUCAAGCCUGGUUAGGGUCAGACCUGGUUGGGGUCAAGCCUGAUUAGGGUCAGACCUGGUUAGGGUCAAGCUUGGUUAGGGUCAGACCUGGUUAGGGCAAUAUCUGGAGAACCUGGCCCUGGAGGAAGGUUCCAGGCAGCUGCAAGGAGGGACUGAUGAUUGAAGACACCACGGUCCCCUCCCCUGACCCUUCUUCCUAUAACCACGGUCUACCUGUCCCCGUGCUUCUCUUGUCACCUGUCUCCAGCUCGCUCAGACCUGAAUGCCUUUGUGAGUUUUUUUCUGUUUGUUACCCCACUUGUGAGGGCUACUGCUUGCUUUGGCCCUGUCAACCCCCCGCCUUUCCAGGCCCAAGCAGCCGAUAAGGCCCUAGCCUUCCCUGAGCUGGAUUAACUAGUUGGGGUAUGCACUGUCACCUAAGGGAGGUCCUGCAGACCCCAACCUAAGACCCCUCCUGGGCUGCCCAGAGUCUAGGCUUCUUCCAUCACUCAUGAGUGCUUGCAGGCUGGGCAGCAUUGGCAGGAGGCCGCUGGGUG